AUGAUUAAUAGACUUGUACCUUUGGGAAGACUUAACUUUAGAAGCUUCCGAAUGAUUGUUCGUCACUAUCUAGACUUAUUAAGUCAACGAAUGGACAAAUCCAUUGCUUUGUUAGCGUUGAUAGCUUUUACUGGGUUAUAUGCUAGACGAUUAGCUGAAUUGGAUGCUUCACAAUGUGGGGAAGAGGAUGAAGAAAAUUCUAAUAAUAAACUGCCGAGAGAUUAUAGACGUGAAAUUUAUCAAGUUUCAAUUUAUGGUUCGGGCAUUUUGCUAUCUACGAUUGAGGGUUCUUGGGUAUGUAUUACAAUUUUAUAA
Molecule: messenger RNA, 315 nt
Organism: Meloidogyne enterolobii
Lineage: Eukaryota; Metazoa; Nematoda; Chromadorea; Rhabditida; Meloidogynidae
Source: the annotation of a GenBank genome assembly